AUGUCAGUUGCUAUAACCUCGUUUGACGGCGACCAGCAGAUGGCAGAAGAUACCAUAGCUUCAACCACACCGCUUAAGGGGGGUUCAACAACCUCGACAUUCCAACACGAGGAACAUGGCGAGCCAAAGAUCGAGAGUAUUGAUUCGAUUGCAAGCUCGGAAGAGCUACGCAAAACCAUCAGAAGGAUGGACCUUGUCGUCGUGCCGGUGAUGAUGGUGCUUCUUGCGUUCUGCUACAUCGAUCGCUCCAACAUGGGUCUCGCUGCGGUCGCAGGCAUGGCAGCCGAGCUGGAUUUCAAGUCAUACCAGUAUUCCAUCUCGCUGUUGGUCUUCUUCCCUGGCUACGCUCUUUUUGUCAUCCCCAGCAACUACGUUCUUCACAGAACUUCGGUCCGGUACUGGCUCACAUUCCUCUCGAUCACUUUCGGUCUUUUCACUUUGGGGAUGGGGCUCAUCCGUAACUACGCUGGUCUGGUUGCCAUGCGCGUCUUUUUAGGCAUCUGUGAAGCUGGUGUUUACCCCACUGUGAUUGUGGUUGUGAGCUCAUGGUACCCCCGUUAUUACUUUGGGAGGCGAUUGGCUUUAGUCGUUUGUGGCGCCUCUCUGAUCUCUUCUUUGUCCGGAAUCCUCGCGUAUGCUUUUUCACGCAUCAAUACUGCCGACUACGCUGGGUGGCGCUGGAUCUUCAUCCUCGAGGGUACAAUCACCGUCCUCGUGGCAGUCGGGGCUUUCUUUGUGCUUGAUGAAUACCCCGAAAAGUCGAGGCUUCUCUCAGAAGAACAACGAGAUGUCGCUGUCCGAUUGAUUGCGCAAGAUCGGGAGGAGCAUGGUGAAGAAAAAUUGACGGUCAAGUUGGUGAUACGGACGCUCGGCGAUUGGAAAAUCUGGAUUUUCGGGAUCAUGUACAUGUUCUGCGUCGCCACCACGUACGGUAUGGCGUAUUUCAUGCCCCUGAUCCUGAACGGUCAAAUGGGUUUCACUGGAGCACUCAGUCAGGUCCUAACCACUCCGCCAUAUUUCUACUCCUUUUUCCUGGCUGCUGGUCUUUCCUGGAUGUCCGAUCGGAUCCGCAUGAGGUCGCCGUUUGUAAUCUUCUUCUCGCUGAACGUCAUAAUGGGGAUCGUAUUGACGCGGUGGGGACCCAGUACCGGCUCUCAAUAUCUGGGCUUGUUCUUCACCCUCGGUGGUGCGCUGGUCAAUGGCCCUAUGAUCAUUGUCUUUGGUCAGAACAAUGCACCGACACGAACAAAGCGCAGCCUGAUCUCAGGGCUGCAACUUACCCUUGGAGCCGUGGGAGGCAUCAUUGGCUCCACCGUGUUCAGGUCUCAGGAUGCCCCGUCCUAUACUCCAGGUGUGAUUGUGGUGCUUUGCUGUACUGUUGGCAUCAUUGGUCUUAGCUUGCUACUUGCCUGGCAUUUCCAUCUACAGAAUCGGCUCCACAAAGAGACAGGUCGCAUCUUGGAAGGUCAGGAAGGCUUUGUCUAUACACUUUAA
Molecule: messenger RNA, 1494 nt
Organism: Cladophialophora psammophila CBS 110553
Lineage: Eukaryota; Fungi; Ascomycota; Eurotiomycetes; Chaetothyriales; Herpotrichiellaceae
Exons: 2
Coding region: 1-1494 (497 amino acids)
Biological process (GO): transmembrane transport
Cellular component (GO): membrane
Molecular function (GO): transmembrane transporter activity
Source: RefSeq, a predicted model, not a curated record